UAACAUUCCAAAUUCAAAUCGGUAAACGAACACAACGGACUGUAUUUGUAAUUAAAACCUUUAUACCUUAUUAUCUGUGAUUAUCUUCGUGCGUUAAUAAUCAUGGAUAAUUUAAUAAAGCCUCUGUGUCAAAAUUAUCCUAAACAUUGCGUAUUAAAACAAAAAAGUCCGAGUUAUGUAGAAAUGUUUACGAAAUCUAAAAGGGAUAUUGUUCUUGUUUGCAAUAAGACUAAACAAGCAUCUAUUGUAUCCGAUAAUUACACAAAAAACAACAGAAAUGAAUCUGAGGAGUUGGAGCUAACCGGAUCGCCACUGAAACUUGAUCUAAGUUUACACACAAUAUUGGAUGAUACAAUGAUAACUGAUGAACCAACUCUAUGGAGUAAGGAAGAGGGAACUCAUACGCCUUUGAACAUUGAAACAGCUCGGGAAAUAGCAAAUCUCUACAACAAAAACCGAGACCAAGUAACAACAGAGGAUGCAAUACCAUUAUGGGUAUUGACCAAUCCUAUUGAAGAAGGGAAACCUUUAUUACUUACCAUCCAAUCAGACAGCACACACUUUGCUAGAGGACUGGUCACCUAUGAGGGAAGUAUGAACCAGGAUGACGUGGAUUUGGAUCUGUUGACAGAGGAAUAUGCUAAGCAGGAAGGAUUAAGUUCUGAUAUGAUUUCAACAAUAAUAGACUGCAAGUACUUAAUAGCUGGUAUGUCGUAUGGCUCUCAUAACACAGAUGAGCUGGUUAACGCUCCACACGGCGGCAUCACAGAGCUGCGCUGUGAAUGGUCAGGCAAAAGCUUACAUACACCAUUUAUCAGCUGUAAAGUUAAUUUUGAACAAGAAGUUAUAGUUGGUCAUCUAGCAAGUCCUUGCAAUGCAAUCUGGAGGUCUGUUUGUGCACUACACAAUAUGAACCAGCUGUUAGUGGACAUGACGGCGGCAGGUUUAUCAUCAGUUAAUCUGGAAACAGCGUCAAUUAGACACAACGUCCCAGGCUCAAAACGUCCUAACAAUUCCAAACGCGUUAACGAGUUACUGAACGAGACAGAAACGUACGCGUACACAGCCGAGUGUCCCACAGGCGGGUGUAUAUGUGUCUCUGAGGAUACCACUACACUACGACAGUGUCUUAACGAUAUGAACACCAUUGGGUCUAGCAAUGAUUUUACUUAUAAACUGUGGGAUAUUUUAAGAGAUUGUGAGACUGCAGAGGAAUUGAUAACAUUGUUGAUUCAAGCCCUCAAAUUCAUAUCGUCAGGAAAAAUACGACCAUUUAUAGACGCCAACAACAAGACGUACCUAUCAAAAUUAGUUCUAAAGCUAUCGCGAGGCCACUCCCAAGCAUCGAAAGUACUGAAGAAUCUCCGUUCAAGUCCACCACAAGCGUUAUCGUUGGUUGCUCAAGUGGGUACGGAGAAGACCAUGUGGGAAUACACUAGGACAAUGUCUCUUCUAGAACAUUCCUUCUUUAUCGCUGGGAUUUGGAAUAACGAUGCAAGAACCCAUGAAUCGAUAGAACAAAUAAACCAGACGAUCCAAGACAUGACUAUGAGCGGCGGUGACUUCACACUCAACCCUUUCGAGAGUCUAACAAGUGCUGAACAUUCCAUACGCUUGGACUGCGAGUCUUUCUAUGAGGACGACCCGAAUGAGCUGACCGUCGAUGACUUUGCUUCGUUGAAGAAACAUGGACUUGUCAGUGAGAAGAAGGAUGUUAAUGAGGUACCCUUAAUAACAGACGAGAUUGACAUAAGUCCGUGGAAGGGUUUGCUGAUGAAGUUCGCGCAGGUCCAUGUGUGUUUAGAACAUCUUCAUCGCGCUGAAAAUUGCUUGAGAGUAGAUUUUGCCAGUCUAAAACCCAUAGCAUCUCGUCUUCUAGAACAUUAUGUAUCAGAGAAGUCACCAAUAAGGACUGUGGGACAAUUGAUGAGUGACCCCGUACAGAGGAUCUGCAUGCCUAUAGCUAACAAUAUAGUGCAGGAUCAUUUGAAGAAGCCGGCCUUCUGGUAUCGCGUUGAGAUGACAAGAAAAGAGAAUGCUGGAACGAAAGGUUUGCAGAGGGAUUCCAAAACUGUCUUUGUAUUCUCGCAACAACCCGUGUUUCCACCAGCUGUGUGGCAGAAUUUAGAACCUCCUACGGAGGAUCUGGCUGAAGUGACAACAAUGGGAGAAGAGCUGAAGUACCACAUAACGAAAUAUGUAUUUAUAAGCAACAAGAUUGUGAAUAAAUUGCCUUUUUGAUACACACUUGGUACUAGUACCUAUUUACCUAUGUGAAACAGUGCCUUGAAUCAAUGUAUAGACAAAUAAAAGUAUUUUUAGUUUUGUUAUA
This is a messenger RNA of Trichoplusia ni (cabbage looper), 2332 nucleotides long. RefSeq lists its product as uncharacterized. Gene Ontology annotation, cellular component: RZZ complex. The transcript has 14 exons. NCBI's taxonomy places the organism in Eukaryota, Metazoa, Arthropoda, Insecta, Lepidoptera, Noctuidae. The record is from RefSeq and is a predicted model, not a curated record. Bases 103 to 2241 code for a protein of 712 amino acids. Gene Ontology annotation, biological process: mitotic spindle assembly checkpoint signaling; protein localization to kinetochore.